Humulus lupulus (European hop) is the source of this 627-nucleotide messenger RNA. Its product is annotated as cyclin-dependent protein kinase inhibitor SMR9-like. The transcript has a single exon. The record is from RefSeq and is a predicted model, not a curated record. Gene Ontology annotation, biological process: regulation of DNA endoreduplication. Bases 62 to 427 code for a protein of 121 amino acids. Lineage: Eukaryota; Viridiplantae; Streptophyta; Magnoliopsida; Rosales; Cannabaceae.
CAUUUUUCUCUUCUCAACAGUAUCUACUUAAAACCUUCUUGUGCAAAAGUUUAACUCAAACAUGGCACCAAGGGCUAUGGGAACAUCAAGUAUUCCAGAACAAAAGCUGCAACAACUCGAAAAGGCGGUCGCAGCCAUGGAAAUGGCGAAAGCUUCAAGCUCUAUAACAAGCACAAGAGAGUCAUCAAGUUAUAGCAUAGCUAAGGAGAAAGAGGGUAUUCAUGGUGAUGAUGAUAACAAAGGAUGUUGUACUCCAAAGGGUAAGAGACAUAGGAUACCAGAGUUGUUAUCUUGUCCACCACCUCCAAAGAAGAGAAAGGUAGCAACUUCAAGCUGCACAUUCAAUAAAAGAUCUCCUAUAGCUUUUUUCUCUCCCCCUGAUCUUGACCUCUUCUUCUUUUUUGCUUUUAGGAAUAGUAGUUGCUAGAAAUUUAUUAUGCUUUAUUAUAGUAUAGAGUUGAGAUUUGAGAAGAGGUUUCUGAGUUUUGUACUGUAUUUAUAUUAAUAUAAUUACUCUCAUAAUAUAGUUUAAUUACUUUGUUAGCUUUUAAUUGUCUAGUUUGUGCUAGAUUGUAAGCUUUGAUCGAAUGGAUACCAUAUAUUUAAGAUGAAUUUCAUUAUAAGGUU